Molecule: messenger RNA, 1359 nt
Organism: Jatropha curcas
Lineage: Eukaryota; Viridiplantae; Streptophyta; Magnoliopsida; Malpighiales; Euphorbiaceae
Source: RefSeq, a predicted model, not a curated record
GUUUAAGUGAAUCAAUUCUCUGUUUUAAUUUCUCUUUCUAGUACCUUAUUAUUAAUUGGGUAUUUCAGUUUCUAGUACCAUAUAUAACUAAGUCUGCUCAGUACGCAGAACCUGAAAACAAUUUUUUUUUUUUUUCAAAUAUCUAUGUGGGAUUUAAGGGUUCAUUUUGUUAUUUGUAGUUGGAAUGUAAAAUGAAAAGUGAAAUUAAAAUUUCGGAAUUGUGAAGCAUGCAUCAAUUUUAGCUGUUCAAACAAGAUAGAUACACAUAGAAAUGAGUUCUGAAAGUACAAAGGAAGAGUGCCUUGCAUGGGCGGCGAAAGACCCAUCUGGAGUUUUAUCGCCUUACAAAUUCAGCCGCAGGGCUGUGGGCAGCGAAGAUGUGUCUCUGAAAAUCACACAUUGUGGAAUCUGCUAUGCUGAUGUUGGUUCGACAACGAAUAAACUUGGAUAUUCCAAGUACCCUUUGGUGCCGGGACAUGAGAUUGUUGGAACUGUUAAAGAGGUGGGAUCAAAUGUCAGCCAUUUCAAGGUUGGCGAUCAUGUCGGAGUAGGUACUUACGUCAAUUCUUGCAGAGAUUGUGAGUAUUGUAAUGAAGGGGAAGAAGUUAAUUGUGUAAAAGGAAUAGUUUUCACUUUUAAUGGCAUUGAUACGGAUGGUACAAUCACCAAAGGAGGAUAUUCUAGCUACAUUGUUGUUCAUCAAAGGUACUGCUUUAGGAUACCUGAUGAUUAUCCAUUGGCCUUAGCAGCACCUUUGCUUUGUGCUGGAAUUACUGUAUACAAUCCCAUGAUCCGGCAUGGCAUGAACCGAGCAGGCAAAUCUCUCGGAGUGAUUGGUCUAGGUGGUCUUGGUCAUAUGGCUGUGAAAUUUGGGAAGGCUUUUGGACUCAAAGUCACUGUCUUGAGCACAACCCUAUCUAAAAAAGAGGAAGCUUUGAGUGUACUUGGUGCAGACAAUUUUGUUCUCUCUUCUGACCAAGACCAGAUGAAGGCUCUGUCUAAAUCACUGGACUUCAUAAUUGACACAUCUUCUGGUGAUCAUCCAUUUGAUCCUUUCAUGGCUCUUUUGAAGACUAAUGGUGUUUUUGUUCUUGUGGCGUUCCCUAGUGAAGUCAAAUUCAGUCCUGCAAACCUUAAUCCGGGUAUGAAAAGCAUAACAGGUAGCGUUGUAGGUGGGACUAGAGUGACACAAGAAAUGUUGGAAUUCUGUGCUGCUCAUAAGAUUUAUCCAAAGAUAGAAAUCAUUCCAAUUCAGUACGUGAACGAAGCCCUUCAACGAGUGAUAAAUAAAGACGUUAGGUAUCGGUUUGUUAUAGAUAUCGAGAACUCGUUGAAAUGAAACCAUAUAAACAAGUAAAG